This is a messenger RNA of Verticillium alfalfae VaMs.102, 2438 nucleotides long. Its product is annotated as glucosamine-fructose-6-phosphate aminotransferase. The record is from RefSeq and is a predicted model, not a curated record. NCBI's taxonomy places the organism in Eukaryota, Fungi, Ascomycota, Sordariomycetes, Glomerellales, Plectosphaerellaceae. Gene Ontology annotation, molecular function: L-glutamine:D-fructose-6-phosphate transaminase (isomerizing) activity; carbohydrate derivative binding. The transcript is spliced from 5 exons. The coding region runs from base 1 to 2160 and encodes 719 amino acids. Gene Ontology annotation, biological process: UDP-N-acetylglucosamine metabolic process; protein N-linked glycosylation; fructose 6-phosphate metabolic process.
AUGUGUGGCAUUUUCGGUUACGUCAACUACCUGGUGGAGAAGGACCGCAAGUUCAUCGUAGACACUUUGAUCAACGGUCUUUCUCGCCUUGAGUACCGUGGCUAUGAUUCAGCCGGUCUAGCCGUCGAUGGCGACAAGAAGAACGAGGUCUUCGCCUACAAGGAGGUUGGCAAGGUCGCUAAGCUCAAGCAGCUCAUUGAGGAGUCCAAGCCCGACCUGACCCAGAUCUUCGACUCUCACGCUGGUAUUGCCCACACUCGAUGGGCUACCCACGGCCCUCCUUCUCGCCUGAACUGCCACCCCCACCGGGCCAUUGCCAUUCCACCCACACAUCAAGCUGACUUUUGCCUUCCCGCUGCAGAUCCGACCCCACUUGGGAGUUCACCGUCGUCCACAUGGUAUCAUCACAACUACAAAGGAGCUGAGGACGCUACUCCAGCAGCAAAGGGCUUCAAGUUCGAGACCGAGACAAGACACCGAGUGCAUCGCCAAAGCUGGCGAGGUACCUGUACGACCAGCACCCUAACGUCGGCUUUCACCGAUCUCACCAAGGCUGUCAUCUCCGAGCUUGAGGGUGCUUACGGUCUGCUGAUCAAGUCCGUUCACUACCCCCACGAGGUUGUUGCCGCUCGCAAGGGUUCUCCUCUCGUUAUCGGCGUCAAGACUCAGCGCCGCAUGAAGGUCGACUUCGUCGAUGUUGAGUACUCCGACGAGAACACCGCCCUCCCCGCCGAGGAGGCUUCCCAGAAUGUCGCCCUCAAGAAGCAGAACGACCUGCUAAACCCUACUUCUCUGCUGGCUGCCCCUGACAAGUCCCUACUACACCGUUCUCAGUCACGUGCUUUCAUGACCGACGAUGGCAUGCCCAUGCCGACCGAGUUCUUCCUCUCUUCGGACCCUUCCGCUAUUGUUGAGCACACCAAGAAGGUCAUGUACCUUGAGGAUGACGACAUUGCCCACAUCCACGAGGGCUCGCUGAACAUCCACCGCCUCAAGAAGGCUGACGGCAGCUCCAACGUCCGUACUAUUCAGACCCUCGAGCUUGAGCUCCAGGAGAUCAUGAAGGGCAAGUUCGACCACUUCAUGCAGAAGGAGAUCUUCGAGCAGCCCGAGUCCGUGGUCAACACUAUGCGUGGCCGUCUCGAUGUUGCUAACAAGACUGUCACUCUUGGUGGCCUGCGCUCGUACAUCUCGACCAUCCGCCGCUGCCGUCGCAUCAUCUUCAUUGCUUGCGGCACCAGCUAUCACUCUUGCAUGGCUGUCCGUGGUAUCUUCGAAGAGCUUGCUGAGAUCCCGAUUGCCGUUGAGCUGGCCUCCGACUUCCUUGACAGACAGGCCCCCGUCUUCCGUGACGACACUUGCGUCUUCGUCUCCCAGUCUGGCGAGACGGCUGACUCGCUCAUGGCCCUGCGCUACUGCCUCGAGCGCGGUGCUCUGACCGUCGGUAUUGUUAACGUCGUUGGCUCCUCCAUCUCCCUCCUCACCCACUGCGGUGUGCACGUUAAUGCCGGCCCCGAGAUCGGUGUUGCUUCUACUAAGGCCUACACCUCGCAGUUCAUCGCCAUGGUCAUGUUCGCGCUGUCUCUCAGCGAAGACCGUGCCUCCAAGCAGAAGCGUCGUGAGGAGAUUAUCGAGGGUCUCUCCCACAUCAGCGACCAGAUCAAGGACAUCCUUACCCAGGACCAGGCCAUCAAGGAGCUCUGUGCCAAGACAUUCAAGAACCAGAAGUCACUUCUCCUGUUGGGCCGUGGCAGCCAGUUCUCCACUGCUCUCGAGGGUGCGCUGAAGAUCAAGGAAAUCUCCUACCUUCACUGCGAGGCUGUCAUGUCUGGUGAGCUGAAGCACGGUGUGCUGGCUCUAGUCGACGAGAACCUUCCCAUCAUCAUGAUUCUUACCCGUGAUGAGAUCUUCACCAAGUCUCUCAACGCCUACCAGCAGGUCGUUGCUCGCAGCGGCAAGCCCAUCGUCAUUUGCAACCCCAACGACGAGGAGUUCAGUGCCAGCCAGGCUCAGAAGAUUGAGAUCCCCAAGACCGUCGAUGCCCUGCAGGGUAUUCUGAACGUCAUUCCCCUCCAGCUGAUUGCCUACUGGCUCGCCGUCGGUGAGGGUCUCAACGUCGAUUUCCCUCGCAACCUGGCCAAGUCGGUCACUGUCGAGUAAGCAGAGCAAUGUGAGGUAGCAUCGUCGCGAUACAUUUGCUGCGACUCAUGAUUUUUUUCUCUGCCUGUCGCUUCAGCCAAAUUGGAGUUGGAGGACGUAAAAUAUGGGAUUACGGGGGAAGGGCCGGCCCUUAUUUCUCUCACGUUUGGAUGAGUUCCUUCGAUGGGAGGUAAUGUCAGGCGGCGCGAAUGCUGGCCAUGUUCAGCAUGUACUAGAGGAAAGGAACGUCACGAAAGGAUAUGGUCGAUUGAGUAUAGCGAAUUGAUGUUUUUUAGAUA